Molecule: messenger RNA, 573 nt
Organism: Ambispora gerdemannii
Lineage: Eukaryota; Fungi; Glomeromycota; Glomeromycetes; Archaeosporales; Ambisporaceae
Source: the annotation of a GenBank genome assembly
AUGGACAUCAGUAACAGUGAAACUCAGGAAACUAGCAAUUACACGACAAUAAUUGAUCCGGACGAAUCGUUCAUGACGUCUUUCAAAGCUGCAGCAGCGGCAGUCACAGAACUGUAUACAAAAGGUGCGAAUCAAAGGCGUCAAGCUUUUCAAAAUGGAUAUCAAAAGUGUUUGGAGGAUUUGAUGAACUUUGUUAAUGCACAUCAACAACAAAGAUCGCAAGGUGAUGGUGCAGAUGGUAAUAAUAAUAUAACAAUAACAAGUGUAGAACUGUGGAAUUGGGCUCGUACAAAAAAUCAUGAAAUACAGAAUUCUGUCCAGACAAAUCUCUUUUGCAACGAAAAUGGUCAAUUCACAUUCUGCUUCCAACCGAAUGCUACCAUGAUGUAUAAUCACCCGAAUCAGCGUGAAAUCGAUAACAUUGACACUGGUCAAGAGGGUGGAAUCGGUACUCUGAUGGGAAAUGAUAGUCUAAAGCGUAGAUUGAAUGAACAACAUUUCAUGGGACGCCCGAUGACGGAUACAUUCUUUGAACCAUCUUUCAAACGUGGAAGAUCACGUAAAGAAGAAUGA